CAGUCUUAGUGGCGGUUGUUACUGCAGCUUUGGAGUCCCUGGGCUGUUUUUGAAUUGUUAAAGCGGAGAAGUGGGAAGGAGUGGUAGUCGCCGCACGGAUACGGAUGUGAGGCUCCCUAACAAGCCCGGGGUGUCCCGCUCUGUCGGGACGACAGCGGUGCCUGGCGCCCCCUCCUCUCCCGCUGCUUCCGUCCCGCUUCGCGCACAGAGUCCGAUGGCGGCGGCCGCACGGAGGCGCCGGGCUAAGGCCAGCGUGACCUUUGAGGAUGUUGCUGUGCACUUCUCCUGGGAGGAAUGGAGGCUGCUUGAUGAGGCUCAGAGACUCCUGUACCUCCGUGUGAUGCUGGAGAACUUUUCACUUAUUUCCUCUCUGGGUUGCUGCUGUGGAGCAGAGGGUGUGGAGGCACCCACUGAACUGACCGUUUGUGUACGAGCAUCACAGGCAAGGAAUGCCAGAGCAGCUUCGUCUGCACAGAAGAGCCACCCCUGUGAGAGCUGUGGACCAGUCCUGAGAGACAUUUUCAGCUUGUUUGAGCAACACGGAACACAGCAGAGCCCCCCACUGCUGAGGUGUGGGGCAUGUUCAAAGCGGUUUCAUUUCAGUGCAAAGUGUCACCAGUACCGGGAGCAGCAUACGAGACAGAAACCCUUCAGAAGUAGUGUGGACAGGGCCUCAUUUGUGAAGAGCUGCAGAAUCCAUGUGUCAGGGAAGCCCUUUACCUGCGGCGAGGUUGAGAAGGACAUCCUGGCCAGCUCAGGACAUCAGCAGCAACAGGACACUCAUGAAGCUCAGGAGCCAAACACAGGCACCCAGCGGGAAGCAACAUUACAAGACAGAAAAAGUCAGUACCCCUCAGAGGAAGGCAAGAAAGCCUUUAACCCCCAACACACACUUAUUCAGGACCAGGCUGUUCAUACUGGAAGACAGAGUUUUGUGUGCAGUGAAUGUGGAAAAACAUUCAGGUACAAAUCCUCAUUUGUCAUGCACUGCAGAGGCCACACUAGGAAGAGUUUCCGUGUGUGUGGUGAAAGUGGAAAAUCGUUUAGUGAAGCCUCGGCCCUCCAUGAGCAUCAAAAAAUUGAUACUGGAGCAAGUCAGUACAAGUGCAGCAAAUGUGGAAAAUCCUUAAGCCUCAAAUCUGUCCUCAUUCAUCCCAAGGGACAGCAAAAUGCAGAAAACAAUUACAUGUGUAGUGAAUGUACUCAGUCAUUUAGUCAUAACUCAGUGUUUAAUCAGUCUCAGAAAGUUCACACUGGAGAAGAACCUUAUGAAUGCAGUGAAUGUGGAAAAUCUUUUAACAUUAGGUGGAAACUGGUUCGACACCAGAAAUCUCACAGACAAGAAAGACCUUAUGGGUGUAGCGAGUGUGGGAAAUCUUUUAAUGAUAGGGGGAAACUUGUUCGACAUCAGAGAAUUCACACAGGAGAAAGGCCACAUAUGUGCAAUAUGUGUGGGAAAUCUUUCUAUCGUCGCUGCAACCUUAAGUAUCAUGAGCGAAGCCACCUAGGAGAAAAGCCUUACAAGUGUGAAUGUGGGAAAGCUUUUACCACUGGCUCGGCCCUCUAUUAUCAUCGGAGAGUUCACACAGGAGAGAGGCCUUAUGAGUGCACUGAAUGUGGGAAGUCUUUUACCUGGAUAAAUGCCCUUCAGUGUCAUCAGAGAGUUCACACGGGAGAAAGACCUUAUGUGUGCGGUGAAUGCGGGAAAUCUUUUACCAGGAUUUAUCACUUUCGUUGUCAUCAAAGACUUCACACUGGAGAAAGGCCUUAUGAGUGCAGUGAAUGUGGGAAGUCUUUUGCCUGGAUCAAAAGCCUGCAUUAUCAUCAGAGAGUUCACAAAGGAAAAAAGCCUAAUGAGUGCAGUGAAUGUGGGAAAUCUACCUGGAACAAAAGCUUUUGUUAUCAUCAGAAAGUUGAUACAAGAGAAAGGCCUUACAAGUGCAGUGAGUGUGGGAAAUCUUUUACCCAGAACAGUAGCCUUCGCUCCCAUCAAAAAAUUCACACAGGGAAACGGCCUUACAAAUGCAGUGAUUGUGGGAAGUCUUUUACCUUCCGCCAAUACCUUUGUAUUCAUCAGAGAAUACACACAGGAGAAAGGCCUUAUGAGUGCAGUGAAUGUGGGAAAUCUUUUGCCUGUCGCAACUCUCUCACUUAUCAUCAGAGAGUUCAUACAGGAGCAAAGCCUUACAAAUGCAGCCAGUGUGGAAAAUGUUUUGCCUGUAGUUCCUCUCUCCGUUGCCAUGAGAGAGUUCACACAGGAGAAAGGCCUUAUAAGUGCAGUGAAUGCGAGAAAUCUUUUACCAGUAGCUCUGCCCUCCGUUAUCAUCAGCGAGGCCACACAGGAGAAAAGCCUUAUAAGUGCAGUGAAUGUGGGAAGUCAUUUAGGGAUAGUUCCCAAUUCAUUGUACACUGGAGAUAUCACACUGGGGAAAGGCCUUAUGAGUGCAGUAAAUGUAAGAAAUUUUUUGUCAGUAGGUCUAAACUUCAUUAUCAUCAGAGAGUUCACACUGGAGAAAAGCCAUAUCAGUGCAGUGAAUGUGGGAAAUCUUUCACCUAUCAUUUCAGACUUCAAAAUCAUCUGAGAAUUCACACUAGAGAAAAGCCUUAAGUGUGCAAUUUUCUGUUCAUGUAAACAACACAGAGGAAAUUCUGUGAAGAGACAUUCGUCUGAAUUGAAACUUUUACGUAUAUUCGCAGAGUGUGGAAAUUUUCUCUCAUUUUCAGUUAGAUGGGAAGUGUUUGUAAAUAUGUCACACUUUCUGACUUGCUCGAGGCUCCUUCUAGGUUGAUCGUGUAGCUGCAUUCUGUGGCUGUAGUUCUUUCACCUUUACCACAGGGCAGGUGCACAGAGUUUGCAUCAUUCAACACCUUAAUGUGCUCAGGAAGCUGAACUCUGGUCUCACGAGUGUUGUAGCAAAAUAGAAAUGACUGGAGCCCUCAGGAAGUCAUCUUUCUCUUUACUAAUAAUUUAGGUAUGGACUGGGUCCUCUGUUGACCCAGAGAAUGUCAUGAGUUCGGCACUCAGGCUUGCAUAGAAAUGUCUACCUAUUCCAGAGAUGUGUUCAUCUCAGAUGAUGUUUUGAUGAGAUCUUCCAGCUUAUGAACUUGGUACAUGCCUUCUUCACAUUGUUUUGGCUUGCACAAUAAUUCAGGACUUAUUUUUAUUUUUUAGGAUCUUAUUUACUUGAUUUUCAAGAAAGGGAAAGAGAGGGAGAGAGUAUUAAUGUGAGAGAGAAACAUUGAUCAGUUGCCUCUUGCACACACCUGAAUGGAGGGACUGAACCGCAACUUAGGCAUGUGCCCUGACUGGGAAUAGAACCUACCACCCUUUGCAUUAUGGGACAACACCUAACCAACUGAGCUACACUGGUCAUGACCAGGCCUUAAUGUUGAAGUUUUAUUUAAAUUUUGGAUAUUCCUUUUACGGGGUAGUUUAUAAACUGAUUCAGGCUCUGAAACUAUGAAGAGGUGAACAAUUUUUUUAGGGUCUCAAAUUUUCUCUGGUUGUAAGUUUUUUUUUUCCCUUACCCACAGCAGAUACCAGAGAUUCUACCAGCACUGUGGAGGGUAUAUCUUUUUCUCAGGUCUACAGAAAGUCAUGUGCCCUGACGUCCACAACUCAUUGGGCUAUAGUAGGGUCAGCGGUUGAAAGAAAAGCUGGGUCCGUGGAAAACCAGAGUUAGUGCCGAAACGGUGGCCUAUUAGGGAUUGGAGGAGACUGCAGCCAGCUAGAUGGAAUGUGCCUCUUCUAAACAUGCACCCAGAAUUGUUUCUGUGAUCCGGACUGCAUGAGUGUCCACAGAUCUGAGGAACGCCAGGCAUCAUUAUCUUCUGUAGAUAUAUUGCUUUUUCUCACAGUGAUAUCUUGCUGACAUCACCAUGAGAAAAAAAAACAAAAGAUUUUGUGGAUUCCCAUAGCUACUCAAUGAAGUCUGCCUCAAAGUUAUUACUACGCAACAGGAAAGGAGAAGAGCUGGGUGGAGGGACCUGUACUCAAGGGUUAUUAUUCUCGAUACAGCAUUCUUGUGGACCGAGGUGCAGAUAUUCAUUACUCACCAUAUUUGAUGCCAUCGAGGUAAUACUGAGCCCUAGAGGGCCUGAGGAAAGAGAUGGUGCAGUCAAUGUAGAGUGGUCAAGCCUAUUUUCCAAAACAAUUGUAAUACAAAUUUUGUUGUAAUCUUGAGUCAUUUUUAAAAUUUCACUACCAACUUACAUGCACUCCCUGCAUAUAUAUAAAGUAUACAAUUUGAGCCCUGGCUGGUGUAGCUCAGUGGAUUGAGCGCUGGCGUGCGAACCAGACAAUCGCGUUUCGAUUCCCAGUCAGGGCACAUGCCUGGGCUGCAGGCCAGUUCCCAGCAGGGGACACAUGAAAGGCAACCAUACAUUGAUGUUUCUCUCCCUCUCUCCUUCCCUUCCCCUCUAAAGAUAAAUAAGUAAAAUCUUAUUUUAAAAAAAUAAAGUAUACAAUUUGAUAAGUUUUGAUGCAGGUAUGAACUCAUGAAACCAUCAUCAUAGUCCUGAUAGUGACCACAUCUGUCUUUCAUUGCUCACCAGCUGCCACUGAGACUGGGCAGACAUUGCUCGGACCCAAGAGCUUGUGGUGUCAAUGUAGAGUUUUAUAGUAUAUUUUCUGAAAAGAGUGGGAAGCUUAGGUGUUUAUUUUGAAUUGUUUUUAACAGGAAGGAAUAAGUGACAUGCAAUAAAACAUGAAAGUUUA
Messenger RNA from Artibeus jamaicensis (Jamaican fruit-eating bat), 4717 nucleotides. RefSeq names its product zinc finger protein 345-like. Gene Ontology annotation, biological process: negative regulation of transcription by RNA polymerase II. Gene Ontology annotation, molecular function: DNA-binding transcription repressor activity, RNA polymerase II-specific. The transcript is spliced from 3 exons. The record is from RefSeq and is a predicted model, not a curated record. Lineage: Eukaryota; Metazoa; Chordata; Mammalia; Chiroptera; Phyllostomidae. Bases 215 to 2608 code for a protein of 797 amino acids.